AUGACCUCCAUAUACAGCCCCCAGAAUCUCUCCGACGUUUCGGGUCUAGUCGUAGUAGUCACUGGCGGCGGCACUGGACUCGGACUUAUCACUGCGAAAGCGCUCGAGGCAAAUGGAGCCAAAGUAUACAUUACAGGUCGUAGACAAGAGAAACUUGAUGAAGCCGUGAAACAAGCUACACAGGGAAAUAUUCAUGCCAUUCAAGGGAGUGCCUCAUCCCGUGAGGAUCUCCAGCGAGCCGUUGAUCUCGUCACACAGGAGACUGGCUACAUCGAUCUCUUGAUUUGCAACGCCGGCCAACUUACCUCUGAUAGUAGUCCUGACGCGAGACCAAAACCCACGGGCGAGAGUUCCGUCUCCGAAAUCCGCGACUAUUACUUCAAUUACCGCCCCUCGUCGGUCUGGAGUCAAUGUCUUGAGACGAACAUCGCAGCCGUCUUCACAACCACAAUGGCCUUUCUUGAACUUCUCGACGCCGGAAACCAGCGUCGUGACAAAAGUGCUCCAACAAGUCAAGUCAUAACUGUUGGCUCUGCUGGUGGUCUCAAUCGAUUUACAGAUUCAUUCAUCUACAAUGCUUCGAAAGCCGGUGUGAUGCAUAUGAUGAAGAACCUGGGAGCCUUUCUUGUACCAAAGGAUAUCAGGACGAACGUGAUCGCUCCUGGGUGGUUCCCCUCAGAGAUGACCGAGGCUGYGACAAAGGCCUGGGAAGAAACGAACGGAGUCAUGCCAAGAACUCUUGUGCCGCGACAGAGAAUGGGUAAUGAGGAAGAGAUGGCUGGAACUGUGUUGUAUCUUGCCAGUAAAGCUGGAGGGUACUGUAAUGGCAACGUGAUGGUCAUUGAUGGUGGCUUUUUGAUGAACCACGCGGGCACUUAUUAG
Messenger RNA from Ramularia collo-cygni, 882 nucleotides. Its product is annotated as related to dehydrogenases with different specificities (related to short-chain alcohol dehydrogenases). Gene Ontology annotation, molecular function: oxidoreductase activity. Lineage: Eukaryota; Fungi; Ascomycota; Dothideomycetes; Mycosphaerellales; Mycosphaerellaceae. The record is from RefSeq and is a predicted model, not a curated record. Bases 1 to 882 code for a protein of 293 amino acids. The transcript has 6 exons.